GGGCGGUCGCAGAGCGCAGGCUUGCACUUCGUCUCGGGAGUGGGAUUUGUGGAUCGCGUCUUCCAGCGCAAUUGAGCUUGCAGCGCAUAAGUGGGAAUGGCAUAUCAUCUUUGAAGAGUUUAUAGUGCAGCAAAGAGCAGUGUGGGCAGCAUGUUUAUCUGAAAGCAAGCGUGUUGCUGGUUUAUGAUUGUUCAUCUGCAGUGUCUCUAGAAAAAAGUUAAAAUCCUGUGUUUUGGAAAAUGGGCUGUAAUUCAAAAAGGAGGUUUUUACUCCUCUAUGCAACACAAAAGGGGCAGGCAAAAGCCAUAGCUGAGGAAAUAUGGCAGCAAGCAGGUGCCCAUGGACUUGAAGCUGAUAUGCAUUGUAUAAGUGAAAUGGAUAAGUAUAACCUGGAAACAGAAAAGGAUCCUGUGGUUAUUGUUAUUUCCACUACUGGUACUGGAGAUCCACCAGACACUGCCCGCAAGUUUGUAAAGAAAAUUCAAGACACAACCUUGCCUCCUGAUCAUUUUGCACAUCUCCAGUAUGGAUUGCUAGGUCUGGGAGAUUCAGAGUACAUGUUCUUUUGUAAUGGUGGAAAGACAGUAGACCGACGACUUCAGGAACUUGGUGCCCAGCACUUCUAUGACACAGGAUUAGCUGAUGAUUGUGUAGGUUUGGAAUUAGUGGUUGAUCCUUGGAUUGAUGGACUUUGGCUUGCCCUCAAGGAAGCAUUGCUAUUGCAGAAAGAGAAAGAAGGCAUGAACAGUGUUGUUGAUGCUGUUUCUAGCUCUCUCUCUCCAACUCCACAUGUUGUGCAUGAACUGAACUUAAGUUCUGAAGUACAGAACUUGAAGCUAGAAGAUGAGGGAGCAAGGAGUUCUGAUGUUCUGUCACAGAAACCGGAUGACAUUAAUCUUGUGACUCCAGCUAGAAACACUGAACCCUCACUUGUUAAUUCCGUCCCUCCUGUCUCCCAGUCUGCUCUUAAUAUUCCUGCCCUGCCACCAGAAUACAUAGAGGUGCAGUUUCAAGGCACCCAUGGUAAGAAUCCGCAUCUGUCCUCACUUAUCUCGGAGGAAACAACCUUUGAAGUGCCAGUUACAAAAGCAGUUCAGCUCACUAGAGAAGAUGCAAUAAAAACUGCUUUGCUCUUAGAACUUGAUAUUUCAGAUACAGUCUUUGACUACCAACCUGGAGAUGCCUUCUGUGUACUAUGUCCCAACAAUGCCAACGAGGUGGAAGAGCUUCUUUACAUCUUGGGACUUUCUGAAAAAGGAGAUGACUUUGUUUGUGUAAAGGUUAAGCAGGACACUAAAAAGAAAGGAGCAUCUCGUCCGCAAUACAUCCCUGAAAGAAGCACUCUGAAAUUCAUUCUAACCUGGUGUCUGGAAAUAAGAGCAGUUCCCAAAAAGGCAUUUUUGCGAGCUCUUGUAGAAUGUACCAGUGAUGCAGGAGAAAAACGGAGGCUUCAAGAGCUUUGCAGCAGACAAGGAGCCUCUGAUUACAUGCGCUUUAUCAGAGAUUCUAAUGUUUGCUUACUGGAUUUACUUCAUGCUUUUCCAAGCUGCAAGCCUUCACUUAACCUGUUAAUUGAACAUCUUCCAAAAUUACAAGCUAGAUCCUAUUCAGUAUCAAGUUCAAACUUAUAUCAGCCAGGAAAGCUGCGCUUCGUAUUUAAUAUUGUGGAGUUCCCUGCCUGUCCCACUAGACCAAUCUCACGGAAAGGAGUGUGUACAGGGUGGCUUGCUGAAUUAGUUGCACCUCUACUGCACCCCAAUAAAAACACUAUGGAUACAAAAGGAGAAAGCUUUUCAACUGCAAAGAUACCUAUUUUUCCUCGUCCAAACAAUACUUUCCACUUACCUGCAGACCCGUCUGUCCCAUUCGUCAUGGUUGGUCCAGGAACAGGAAUUUCACCAUUCAUUGGUUUCCUACAACACAGGCAGAAGCUCAGAGAACAACAUACAGACUGGGAAUUUGGAGAAACGUGGCUGUUUUUUGGUUGUCGGCAUCAGGAUCGAGACUAUUUGUUCAAAGAUGAGCUGAGAUGUUUUCUUGAAAAUGGCACAUUAACUCAUCUUAAGGUUUGUUUCUCAAGAGACUCUUCAACUGCAGAAGUAGCUCCACCUAAAUAUGUGCAAGACAUCAUUAGGCUUUAUGCCAAGGAAGUUGCCAGAGUCCUGCUGGAAGAGAAGGGUUACUUCUAUAUAUGUGGAGAUAAGAAGCACAUGGCUGAUGGUGUAAGUGAUGCUGUAGUAGACAUUUUAAGCAUGGAAAUGGAAGCUGACAAAUUAGAAGCAAUGAAAAUCCUGGCCAUGCUUCGAGAAGAAAGACGCUAUUUACAGGAUGUGUGGAGCUAAAUUAUUUAGCUUUUCCUAUGCCUUUGUAAUACAAAAUACUUCUUUUCACACAUAUGCUUUUGACUAAAAGUUAUUGUCAAAAGUGCUGUCAGUAGUUACACAACUGUUAACUUUCUCUAUUGACCUUCAAACAGAAACAUGAAACCUCUUAAAUGACAGCAAACCAGGCUGGCCUUUGAAGUUGCAGAGGUUUUAGAGAUGUUACAUAAUGGACUGUCUCAGUGCCUUGAUUCUCUCAUUUUAAGAUUAGUUUUAAUGUAUAAAUUAAAAACUUCUGCACUUGUACAAGCAUAAUUGUAUGUUGACAUUACAUCAUGUCUCUUUUCCUAUAAUGUACACAUAGAGAAGCUACAGAGUAAAUAUGUUACACAAUGAUCUCUGUGUUAUCAAAUACAUUACUGACUUGCCAAGAUUUAUUUGAAUACUUCCUAGAUGCUUUCUGAAACUGCGUAUAGUUUUUUGGCCCUCACAAUGAAAGUAACUGCCAAAAGGUUACUGAAGAAUUUCAGCUCCAAAAUUCUCUUUAAUACUUAGCUUCUUCAUUACAUCAUUACUUUGUGUCUCAAAGUUUGCCACACUCCAUUUUAUCCUUAUUAGAUUUUCCUGCAUAAUUCUUUUGAAAUUGUUUUCAUUCCUGUCUCUAAAAUGUUUGUUUAUGUUGAACAUAAAUGUUAAUUUAUGAGCAAACUCAAGCAGUUGGGCUGAAUUUGGUUGCUUAGUGGAUAGUUUCUCAGAUUACCAAAUUAAUUUUGUUAAUUUGAAGACAUACUAAAAUACAGUGUUUUGAAAGCAGUUGCCCAUGUGACAAUCCACUGCAAAAUUAGUUUGUUGAAAGCAUAUUUUUCAAGUGUCUGGUCUUCUUUCUAACAAGGCACAUUUGAUGUACAAAUAGGCAGAAGAGUAAAAGUGUAAAUUAUUCAUGGUUCUCUUCAGAUCUCUCCUCUUCCCUCUGCUUUUUCUAACUUCUAAAUAUCCGUGUUGUCUUCUCGGUUCCCUGUUACCCUUAGACCUUUAAGGAUAAAAACAAAGUAUGAGAGAAUAUUUUAGACAAAUCAUUUUUUCCUGGGGAAUAUUGUUGUUUUGUUUUGACUUACACAUAAUCAGAACAACAUCAGUUACUCCAAGUCUUGUGGUUGUCUAGUGAUUAUUAGUUAAUUGGUCAAGUUGUGCACUGUGCUUUUUGAAUCUGUUUCACACAUAAGCCUUGUCGUAUUUUU
Messenger RNA from Empidonax traillii (willow flycatcher), 3559 nucleotides. RefSeq names its product 5-methyltetrahydrofolate-homocysteine methyltransferase reductase (gene MTRR). The record is from RefSeq and is a predicted model, not a curated record. The coding region runs from base 240 to 2342 and encodes 700 amino acids. Gene Ontology annotation, molecular function: FMN binding; flavin adenine dinucleotide binding; [methionine synthase] reductase (NADPH) activity. The transcript has 16 exons. Gene Ontology annotation, biological process: homocysteine metabolic process. Gene Ontology annotation, cellular component: cytosol. NCBI's taxonomy places the organism in Eukaryota, Metazoa, Chordata, Aves, Passeriformes, Tyrannidae.